Molecule: messenger RNA, 1665 nt
Organism: Nannospalax galili (Upper Galilee mountains blind mole rat)
Lineage: Eukaryota; Metazoa; Chordata; Mammalia; Rodentia; Spalacidae
Gene: Trim17
Product: tripartite motif containing 17
Molecular function (GO): protein binding; zinc ion binding
Source: RefSeq, a predicted model, not a curated record
AUGGAUGCUGUGGAACUUGAGAGGUUGCAAGAGGAGGCCACAUGUUCCAUCUGCCUGAACUACUUCACAGACCCAGUCAUGACAGCCCGCGGUCACAACUUCCGCCACGAGUGCAUCCAGGUGAGCUGGGAAAAGGGGGAGAGCAAGAAGAGGAAGAAGAAGCAGAGAGGGUCCUUCCCCUGCCCUGAGUGCAGGGAGCUGUCCCCUCAGAGGAACCUGAGGCCCAACCGCCUCCUGACCAAGGUGGCUGAAAUGGCACACCAGCACCCUGGGCUGCAGAAGCAAGACCUGUGCCAGGUGCACCAGGAGCCCCUUAAACUGUUCUGCAAGGCUGACCACAGCCCUAUCUGCGUGGUCUGCAGAGAGGCCCAGGAGCACCGGCUGCCUGAGGUGCUUGUGGAUGAGGGUGCACGGGAGUAUAAGCUGAAGUUGGAGGUGGACAUAGGGUACCUUCAAGAGGAGAUGGUGAAGACAGAGAGGUUGCAAGCCACAGAAAAACAGAUUUUAACCGAGUGGCAGGACAUCGUGAAGGAGAGAAGGGAACGCAUCCUGGAGGAGUUCCAGGUGGUCCUGUUCCUGAUGGAGGAAGAACGCAGGCUCCUCCAGGUCCUGAAGGAGGAGGAAGAGGAGACCGCGGGGAAGCUGCAGGACAAGGCCUCCCUGGACCACCAGAGCCGCUCCCUGGACCGCCUGCUGCUGCAGCUGGAGGAACAGAGCCAGCAGGAGCCCCUCCAGAUGCUGUAGGAUAUAAAGGACACCUUGACCAGGAGAGGCUCCCUCCCCAUGGCUAUCAAGACAGUGUGCAGAGUUCCUGGACAGAUUGAGGUGCUGCAAAGCUUCCAAGCAGAUGUAGUGCCGGACCCCCUGUCAGCGGACCCCUACCUCCUCCUGUACGAGAGCCGCCAGCGGCGCUACCUGAGCGUCCCGCCAGAGGGCGGCACGCCCAACAGCAAGGACCGCUUCGUGGCCUUUCCCUUCGAUGUGGGGUAGAAGAGCUUUUCCGCCCACUGGGAAGUGGGCGUGAACCUCAUCGGGGAUACGCUCUGGGCCGUGGGCGUGUGCAGAGACAACGUGAGCCGCAAGGACAGGGUACCCAAGUCCCCGGAAAACGGCUUCUGGGUGGUGCAGCUGUCCAAGGGGAAGACGCACUUGUCCCUGAUGCCCGGCUCCACCCCAGUCACGCUGACCGAGCCUCCCAGCCACAUGGGCAUCUUCCUGGACUUCCAGGCGGGGGAGGUGUCCUACAGUGUGAAUGACGGGUCCCACUUGCACAGUUACUCCCAGGCAGCCUUCCCGGGACCCCUGCUGCCCUUCUUCUGCCUGGGGGCUCCCAAAUCGGGCCAGAUGGUCAUCUCCACAGUGACCAUGUGGGUGAAGGGAUAGCGGCGUGGGACGAGGGCACAGAUGCUGGGCGUGCCCGGGCUCCCCAGAAGGCAGGGCGCUUCACCCACUGCGGCCACCUGCUGCCAGGCUUCCUCCCUAUGCGGGCAGGGCAGCUUCCCGAAAUACAGUCUCGAUUAAAGCGCUCAAAUGUGAACGGACUCUUGGUAGAUGCUAGAGGGAACUGUGGGAAGACUCAUUUCGGAGUAGGCUGAUUUCUAAAUAUAUACGUGCUCACCAGGCAGUUGGUGUCCUGUCUUGUUAGCUUUGCCCCUACCCCCAAGC